AUGUCCUCCAUGAACACAGUGCUAGCAGGGUACGAUUCUCGGCAAUCCGCGCUUAAUGCAAGCAACAACCCUUUUGCCGAAGGGGUUGCCUGGGUCGAGGGGGACCUAGUUCCUUUGUCAAAAGCACGAAUUCCGCUACUAGACCAGGGUUUCCUUCAUAGUGACCUAACCUAUGACGUCCCGGCCGUCUGGGAUGGACGAUUCUUCCGCCUUGACGACCACGUCAACCGAUUGGAGGCGAGCUGCAAGAAGCUACGGCUUCAGUUCCCCUUGCCAAAGUCAGAAAUCAAACAGAUAUUGGUGGACAUGGUGGCUAAAUCCGGGAUUCGGGAUGCUUAUGUGGAGAUAAUCGUUACCCGGGGCCUCAAGUUCGUCCGCCAAGCCAAGCCGACAGAUAUCGUCAACAGGAUAUACAUGUUUAUCCAGCCUUACGUCUGGGCUAUGCCGCCCGAAAUGCAGCGGACUGGUGGAAAAGCGGUUAUUGCAAGAACGGUCCGUCGUGUCCCCCCCGGUGCGAUAGAUCCAACCAUCAAAAACCUGCAGUGGGGAGACUUGGUGCGUGGCCUAUUGGAAGCUGCUGAUCGAGGUGCAACCUAUCCUUUUCUAACGGACGGGGACGCGAACCUGACGGAGGGUCCCGGGUAUAACGUUGUUAUCAUUAAAGACGGUGGCUUAUAUACCCCCGAUCGGGGCGUGUUAGAGGGUGUGACUCGCAAGACCGUCCUGGAAAUUGCGCGGAAGAAUAGCAUACCUGUCCACGUUCGGGUUGUUCCCGUUGAAAUGGCCUUCCAAUCCGAUGAGAUGUUUGUCUGCUCCACAGCUGGAGGUAUUAUGCCCAUUACGUCUAUUGAUGACCACCCUGUAAAUGGGGGUCAGAUCGGGCCUAUCACCAAGCUUGUCUGGGACGCAUAUUGGGACUUGCAUUACAAUCCAUCCUACAGCUUCGCAAUCAAUUAUGGAAAUAGUUAA
This is a messenger RNA of Aspergillus versicolor CBS 583.65, 969 nucleotides long. Its product is annotated as aminotransferase class IV. NCBI's taxonomy places the organism in Eukaryota, Fungi, Ascomycota, Eurotiomycetes, Eurotiales, Aspergillaceae. The transcript has a single exon. Gene Ontology annotation, molecular function: catalytic activity. Bases 1 to 969 code for a protein of 322 amino acids. Gene Ontology annotation, biological process: carboxylic acid metabolic process. The record is from RefSeq and is a predicted model, not a curated record.